This is a messenger RNA of Photinus pyralis (common eastern firefly), 3051 nucleotides long. Its product is annotated as cGMP-dependent 3',5'-cyclic phosphodiesterase-like. The transcript has 11 exons. The record is from RefSeq and is a predicted model, not a curated record. Lineage: Eukaryota; Metazoa; Arthropoda; Insecta; Coleoptera; Lampyridae. Gene Ontology annotation, molecular function: 3',5'-cyclic-GMP phosphodiesterase activity; protein homodimerization activity; 3',5'-cGMP-stimulated cyclic-nucleotide phosphodiesterase activity. Gene Ontology annotation, biological process: negative regulation of receptor guanylyl cyclase signaling pathway; cGMP catabolic process; positive regulation of gene expression. Bases 484 to 2805 code for a protein of 773 amino acids. Gene Ontology annotation, cellular component: cytosol; mitochondrial inner membrane; perinuclear region of cytoplasm.
ACGUCAGGCGACUAACAGCGCUAUACUAAAGUCGCCUAGAGUGAAGGGGCACUAAGGAAUAACCUUUCUACUGCCCCAGGCUCUAUUCUAUUGAUUCUGUGGUAUCUACUAUCUUUUAUCUUACUCGCACUCACUGUUACCUGUAAGGUUAUGUAACAAACGAUAAACCGAUAAAUAAACAUUACGUUGGUAAGUCAUAAUCAAACAGUUUAUAUUCAAAAAAUGGUGCGGUGCGAAUUGUGCAUGGAUUAUAAAGUAGGGCAGUAAAAUGUAAUCACUUCGAAAGGAAAUGUGAAACGAUAAACCAUUUAAAAUAUAAACCUGCUUUCUGAAGUAGAUUGGAAAAUAAAUGAGUGAAGUAGUAGGAGCAAAACAAACAUGACCAUAAGUAUCACAGUUGGCGGUUUCUGUGUAAAGUCAAAUGUAAGCUCUCAAAAUUUACUAUAACAACUACUAGUACUAAAUCGUGAAAAAUUCAUCGCAAUGGAUGAAGGGUUGCCGUCUUGCAAACGUGAGAGGAAGCCGAAGCCGAAUCUAAUGCCCGUUCCGCCUUAUUGUCGUAAAUUUGAAAAUGGAAACUCGGACAAGCAGUAUAAGCCCAUACUGGAAGUUAGCGAUCCAGGGAAAAUUUUGCUACUAACGGAGUCUCUCAUUAAUGUUAGUACAAUCGAGUUGGAAAAAAAGCUCAACAAUUAUGUUAAAAAUGAGACAAAGGCGGAAUUGGUUUUUAUCAUAAACAUAAACUACCUAUCACGUGAUGCAGUUGUACAAGUCCUCGGAGAGAAAGUACUUGAUACUCCCUUUUGCCAUUCCAUAUCGUGUGGAAUACUGAAACAAAUUGUGGACACAAGCCAUUCCGCCCUCCACGAGAUUCACGAAUUCGAAAGCGUGUUGCAGCAGGUCCUCGUCGAUUUACUAGCACCGAGUCAAAAUCCGGCACAAGUUGUUACCGUUCCGAUUCUGUCGAAAUUAAAGAGAGGAGGGGAGCAUCCGGUUUCCGUCUUGAUCUGCGUCGUUAACAGUCCAUGUACGCAAGAAUUCAUAACGAAGGUUGUUAGCGAGACGUACAGAUUUUGCUUGCCUAUUCUCGAUAACACCACGAAAUUGGAGGAGGAGUCUAGAAUUAAAAAGCAAUGUCAGUCGUUGUUGCGCGUGUCUAGGAAAUUCUACUCGCAUCUGGACGACUUGAACGGUCUUCUGAGGGAAAUAAUGGCGGAGGCAAGGAGGCUGACGAAUGCGGAACGAUGUUCUUUGUUUCUGCUAGAUCCCGAACAUCUGCAUCUGGUUGCUAAAGUUUUUGAUGGUGUCAUUCACGAGCAUGUGUCUACCGAGGUUAGAAUAGCAAAGGAUCAAGGCAUUGCCGGUCAUGUUGCGCUGACUGGGAAGCUUCUAAAUAUCAAGGACGCAUAUAGCCAUCCCUUAUUUUAUAAAGGAAUGGAUGAGGCUACGGGUUUUCGAACACGGAACAUCUUAUGUUUUCCUAUCAAAGAUGAGAAGGGUAUAAUUGGAGUUGCUCAACUUUGCAACAAAAUUGACGGCGACUUCGACUUUUUCGAUGAAGAAGUUGCCCUCGCCUUUAGCAUUUAUUGCGGUUUGUCCAUAAUGCAAAGCUUAAUGUACAAGAAAAUGUUAGAAGCAAUGAAUCGUAGCAAAUUAUCCAAUGAACUGAUGUUAUAUCACAUGAAGGUACCGCAAGAGGAAGUAUCAAAAGUUCUUCUCUGCACAAACCGGCAUUCGUAUUUAAAUUACGACAGCUUUAACUUCAUGCCAAAACGAAUCAGGGUGUCCGAAACACCGUGUCAUAUCAUAAAAAUGUUUGAAGAUUUGAAUUUCUUCAAUACAUUGCGCAUCAAAAGAGAUGUCUUGGUCAAAUUUAUGCUGUACGUGAAGAAGGGCUACCGAGACCCGCCCUAUCACAAUUGGAUGCACGCUUUUUCCGUCACACAUUUCGGAUACGUUCUCAUCAAGCAAUUGAACUUGAUCGAAGAAGGGUAUUUGACGCCUUUAGAAGCCAUGGCAUUUCUUGUUUCUUGUACAUGUCACGAUAUCGAUCACAGAGGAACCACAAACUCCUUUCAAAGCGAAUCUGGUAGCGUUCUUGCAAAUUUAUAUUCCAGUGAAGGAUCCGUCAUGGAACAUCAUCAUCUUUCGCAAUCGCUGCAUAUCUUAAACACAGACGAUUGCAACUUUGUGGAAGGAUUAUCGCACGAAGAUUACUUACAUUUUCUAGAUUUAUUCAAGAAAUAUAUUUUAGCUACCGACUUAGCGCACCAUUUCAAUUUGUUUGAAAUACACAAAGACAUGGUGGAGAAUGGUUUCGAUAAAACUAAUCCAGAUCAAAAGUACGCAUUUAUGUGUCUGUUAAUGACAUGUUGUGAUUUGUCUGACCAAGUAAAGCCUUGGGAAGCAAUAAGAAUCGUAGCAUUACAACUAUACAACGAAUUCUUUAAACAAGGAGAUUUAGAAAAGUCUAUGGGUAAAACUCCCGCUGCCGGUAUGAACAGGGACGAGGCGUGCAUUCCAGAUUUACAAAUACAGUUCGCUACCGACAUAUGUACACCAAUUUUUAGUACUUUGGCAAGCUUAUUCCCUAAAGCGGAGGCGCUGAUGAAUAAUAUUAAUAGGAACGUACUCUGUUGGAAGGCCUCAAAAGUAGUUUAUCCCAAAUUAACAAAAUUGGGCAUGACUUCACUCGACAUACUUAACAGCACGCAAGUGGAUGACGAAGUUAAGAAGUUCCUAAGAUCGCGCCCAUCAUUCACAAAUAUAAUUGAAGAGUUUGAUUAUGAUACAGAGACGGAAUAGAAUAGCUGAAAAUCAACUUUUUGUGCCAAGUACAUUUUAGCAUGCAAUAAUUUAGUAAUUUACAGCAAUGAAAUCUUAAUAAAAUUAGUUGUCGUUAUAUUUAUUAGUUGUGAUAAUAUUGUUUGUGUGUCUACCUCGUUUAAAUAUUAUGCUAUAGGUUCUAAACUGUAGCUAUAGUUAGUCAAAUAACAAUGAUAAUGUUACAUAUCAUAUUUUUAAAGACUAUUAAAUGUUUAAACAUUUUCA